This is a messenger RNA of Lodderomyces pseudojiufengensis, 5610 nucleotides long. It is a transcript of the gene BFA1, whose product is annotated as Bfa1p. Bases 1 to 5610 code for a protein of 1869 amino acids. NCBI's taxonomy places the organism in Eukaryota, Fungi, Ascomycota, Pichiomycetes, Serinales, Debaryomycetaceae. Gene Ontology annotation, molecular function: 1,3-beta-D-glucan synthase activity. Gene Ontology annotation, biological process: fungal-type cell wall polysaccharide biosynthetic process; (1->3)-beta-D-glucan biosynthetic process. The record is from RefSeq and is a predicted model, not a curated record. The transcript has 3 exons. Gene Ontology annotation, cellular component: 1,3-beta-D-glucan synthase complex; plasma membrane.
AUGGAUUUCCAAUCAAAUCAAUAUCCAGCAUGGUGUGAAGAUAAUGGAGCAACAAUUUCAAUGGAACAUAUAUUAACAAUUUUUACAAGAUUAUCUACACGAUUUGGAUUUCAAGAUGAUAACGUUAAAAAUGUAUUUGAUUUAUUUAUGACUCAAUUAGAUUCAAGAUCAAGUAGAAUGACAUGUAAAGAAGCUUUAAAUUCAUUACAUUUAAAUUAUAUAAGUGGUAUAAAUUCAAAUUUUAAAAAAUGGUAUUUUGCAGCACAAUAUAUUUAUGAUGAAAUUGAAGAUUGGACACCAAAAUCAAAGGCUAAGAUCAAGAAAACAAGUGUUAAUAUGGAAAUUUGGAAUUCAAAAUUUAAUAAUAUAAAUGAUGAAGAAAUUAUUAAACAAAUCGCUUUAUAUUUAUUAAUUUGGGGUGAAGCAAAUAAUAUAAGAUUUAUGCCUGAAGUUUUAUGUUUUAUUUAUCAAUGUGCAUUAGAUUAUAAUGGCCCCGAUUUUAAUAAAUUUUAUUAUUUAGAUAAAAUUAUAACUCCCAUAUAUAAAUUUUUAAGAGAUCAACAAUAUUGUUUAAUUGAAAGUAAAUGGUGUAGAAAAGAAAUUGAUCAUUCACAAACUAUUGGAUAUGAUGAUAUAAAUCAACAUUUUUGGAGUCCUAAGAGAUUAUAUAAAUUAAAAUUAUUUGAUGGUUCCAAAUUAUAUCUGAUAAAUAAAUAUCAAAGAUUUAAUGAAAUUCAAUCUAUAGAUUGGAAAAAAUCAAUGUCAAAAACUUAUAGAGAAAGAAGAACUUGGAUUCAUGUAUUUAAUAAUUUUAGUAGAAUUUGGAUAAUUCAUGUUUCUGUUUUUUGGUAUUUUAUGUCUUUCAAUUCACCAUCAUUAUAUACACCAAAUUUUAAACCAGAUUCAGAAACUUUUUUACAUAUUAGAUUAUCAAUAGUUUCAGCUGGUGGUGUUUUAGCUGCAUUAAUAUCAUUUUUUGCAGCCAUUUCUGAAUUUUUAUUUUUAAAAACAAAUAAUAUCAAAAAUUUAAUAAUUUUUUUGAUAUUAAUUAUAAUCAAUUCAGGACCAAUCGUUUAUGUUUUGGUGUUUGAACCAUGGGAUAGAUAUUCAUAUGAAGGAGAAAUCAUAUCUGGAUUAAUGUUAAGUUUAUCAAUAUUAACAUUUUUUUAUUUAUCCACAAUACCUCCUGGUAGCUUUAAUCUGAUUUUUACAAAUUCAUUUCCAAAUUUAAAAUUGAGACAAAGAUUAUUUUCAAUUGCACUUUGGAUUGGUGUUUUCAUUGCAAAAUUUUCAGAAAGUUAUUUUUUUUUAAUUUUAUCAUUAAAAGAUCCAAUUCAAAUUUUAUCAACUUUAGAAUUAAAUUGUAAUGGAAGUCAUUUCUUGUGUCAAUUUCAACCAAAGUUCACUUUAAUAUUAUUUUAUUUUAAUGAUUUAAUAUUGUUUUUUUUAGAUACUUAUUUAUGGUAUGUCAUAUGUAAUGUAUUAUUUUCAGUUGGUUUAUCAUUUUCAUUAGGAGUUUCAAUUUUUACACCUUGGAGAAAUAUUUUUUCAAAAUUACCUGAUAGAAUUUUAACCAAGAUAUAUUAUGGUGAUACUCAAAAUUUAAUAUUGGUUAUAUCCCAAAUAUGGAAUAGUAUUAUAAUAUCUAUGUUCAGAGAACAUGUUUUAUCAGUUGAACAAGUUAGUAAAUUAAUAUAUCAAAAGGAAACUGAUGAAGAUAUUAUAAAUCCUCCAUUAUUUUUUGUAAGUGAAGAUGAUAAUACAUUUAAAUUUCAUUCCAUAAUUAAAAUUGAAGAAGAAUGGGAAAGAAGAAUUACAUUUUUUGCUCAAUCUUUAUCAAGUCCAUUACCAGAGCCAUUUCCAGUAGUUUCAAUUCCAACUUUUACUGUAUUAAUUCCACAUUAUUCAGAACAAAUAUUAAUUGGAUUAAAAGAUUUAAUUAAAGAACAAAAUUAUUCAAAAUUAAGUUUAUUAGAUUAUUUAAAACAAUUACAUCCAAAUGAAUGGAAAUCUUUUGUUCAAGAUAGUAAAAUGAUUUAUAAUUUAGAUAAAUUAGAAGAAGAAAUGAAUGAAGAUUUACCUUAUUAUUGUAUUGGAUUUAAAGAUUCAUCACCUGAUAAUAUCUUAAGAACAAGGAUUUGGGCAGCAUUAAGAUGUCAAACUUUAUAUCGUACAGUUUCUGGUUUCAUGAAUUAUGAAACUGCUUUAAAAAUUUUAUAUAGAAGUGAAAAUAUUGGAUUAGAUAUAGGAAAUGAUUUAUUUAUUGAAGAAGAAUUACAAGAAUUUGUAAAUAGAAAAUUUUCUUUAUUAAUUGCAAUGCAAAAUUUUCAAAAUUUUAAUGAAAAUUUCAAAGAAGAUUCAGAAUCAUUAUUUAGAAAUUAUCCAAAUUUAAAAGUUGCAAUAUUAGAAGAAGAAAAUGGUUUAUAUUUUUCUACUUUAUUAGAUGUUUCUCAAAGAGAUGGUAAGGGAAAUUAUGAUAAAAAAUAUAAAAUUAGAUUAUCAGGAAAUCCAAUAUUAGGAGAUGGAAAAUCAGAUAAUCAAAAUAAUGCAAUAAUAUAUUAUAGAGGUGAAUAUAUUCAAGUUAUUGAUUCAAAUCAAGAUAAUUAUAUUGAAGAAUGUCUUAAAAUUAAAUCUUUAUUAAGUGAAUUUGAAGAAAUUGAAAUUAUUGAUGACCAGCAAAUUUCACCAGUUGCAAUUGUUGGAACAAGAGAAUUUAUUUUUUCACAAAAUAUUGGUAUAUUAGGAGAUAUAGCAGCAGGAAAAGAACAAACUUUUGGUACUUUAUUUGCAAGAACAAUGGGAGAAAUUGGUUCAAAAUUACAUUAUGGUCAUCCUGAUUUUUUAAAUGGUAUAUUUAUGAUUACAAGAGGUGGAAUUUCAAAAGCUCAAAGAGGUUUACAUUUAAAUGAAGACAUAUAUGCUGGUAUUACUGCUACUUGUAGAGGUGGUAGAAUAAAACAUUUUGAUUAUUAUCAAUGUGGUAAAGGUCGUGAUUUGGGGUUUCAAUCAAUUGUAAAUUUUACAAAAAAAAUUGGAAGUGGUAUGGGUGAACAAUUAAUUUCAAGAGAAUAUUUUUAUUUAGGUACAAAAUUACCAAUUGAUAAAUUUUUAUCAUUUUAUUAUGCUCAUCCUGGUUUUCAUAUUAAUAAUUUAUCUAUAAUGUUAUCAGUUAAAAUUUUCAUGUUUUUAGUUAUUAAUUUAGGUUCAUUAAAUUUUGGAACAAUUGAAUGUGAUGAUACAAAUCAACCAGGUUGUCAUAAUUUAAAACCUGUAUUAAAUUGGAUUGAUAGAUUUGUUUUAUCUGUUUUUGUUUGCUUUUUUAUAUCAUUUUUACCAUUAAUUAUUCAAGAACUUAUUGAAAAGGGUUUUGUAAGAUCAAUUUUUAGAAUAGUUUUACAUAUAAUUUCAUUAUCACCAUUUUUUGAAGUAUUUAUAUGUCAAGUUUAUUCAAGAGCAUUAAGAGAUAAUUUUGUAUUUGGAGAAGCUCAAUAUAUUGCUACAGGUAGAGGAUUUGCUAUAUCAAGAAUUUCAUUUGCAAAUUUAUAUUCAAGAUAUGCUAACCUAUCAAUUUAUUAUGGUGCAGAAAUUUUUUUAGUAAUUUUAUUUGGAAUUUUAACAGUUAAAAGAUCAGCAUUACUUUGGUUUGUUAUAACUAUUUUAUCAUUAUGUUUAGCUCCAUUUUUUUUCAAUCCUCAUCAAUUUAAUUUUAUUGAUUUUUUUGUUGAUUAUAGAGAUUUUAUAAGAUGGUUAUCAAGAGGUAAUACAAAAUAUAAAGAAUCUUCAUGGAUUCAAUUUUGUAAAUCUAGUAGAUCAAGAUUAACUGGAGAAAAAUGUGAAGGUUUUUUACUGGGAAGAAAUACAACUACUUUUAAUUUAUUAUUUGGUGAAGUUAUUAUACCAUUAAUUACAUUCAUAUUAUAUUUGAUUCCUUUUUUAUUUUUACAUUCAGAUACAAACUUAUUUGAAUUACUGUUUAAAAAUCCAUUAUUGAAAUUAGCUAUUGGAAUAUUUGCACCAUAUGUUAUAAAUUUAGUAAUGUUAAUCAUAAUUUGGUCAUUAUCAUUAACCAUGGCUCCUAUAUUUGAAAAUUUUAGUUUUAUACAUUUAGUUGGUGCAUUGCUAGUUAUUUUUAGUUUUCAUAGAGUAUUUUCAAAUUUCAUAUUAAUAACUUGUGUAUCAAGAGAACGUCAAGAAGAAGUAAAUAAAGCUUGGUGGUCAGGUAAAUGGUAUAAAAGUGGAUUAGGUAUAAGAGUUGUUACUCAAAAUAUAAGAGAAUUAAUUAUAAAAAUUUUAGAAUUAAAUAAAUUUACAUUUGAUUUUAUUUUAAAUCAUAUGUUGUUAUUUUUUAUGUUUCCAAUUUUAUUUAUACCAUUUAUUGAUUCAUUACAUACAAAUAUUGAAUGUUUAGACUAUAAUACUUUAAAGUUGAAUAACCUAAAGCUAAAUAAUUCCCCACUGUUUCAAUUAUCUACACAAUCUCCAAAAUCAAGUGGUAAAAGAAUAACAAGAGAUGGAUUAAGUGAAUAUAGUGAAAAUGAUACUGAUUUAACUUCAGAAAAUUCUGAUGAAUUUGAAGGUUGGGAUGAAUGUUUUAAUAAAAAUCAAAGUAUAUAUCAACAAUUAAAUCAAAGAUUAAUUGCUAGAAAAGUAGCUCAACAAAAACAUGCUGAAAAUGAACUAAGGCAACAACAACAACAACAUCACCAAAAUUAUUUACAAAAUAAACGAGAUCCGAAUCAAACACUAAGGAUACAAAAAUUAACAAAUGAAAAUUUAACUUUAUUAGAUCAAUUAGAAAAUGAACAAACUAUAGAAAUAUCAAGAGAUGAUAAUGAACUAUUUGAAGAUGGAUUUGAAGAACAAAGUAUUCAAAAAAUAAGUAAAUUAAAAACGGAACAAUCAAUGCCAACAUUAAGACAAAAUAAUCAUACCUUAAAAAAUUUCAAUUCAUUUAAUUUUAAUAAUAAGAUUAAAAAGAAAUUAGAUCGAAUACCUUCAUUUUAUAAUCCACCAAUUCCAAAAGAUCAAGUUCUUCAGAAGUUCAAAGAAUUCAAAACUGUACAUCAUCAUCAUCCAAAUAAAAAAUUAAAUAAUUAUAGAACUGAAAAAAUUAUAAAUUCAAAUUCAAUGAAAUUUAAUAAAAAUUUAAAUAAAUGGGAAGGAAAUGAAGAAGAAUUAAUUAAAUUUGAUAAAAAACCAUCUCUAAUAACAAAGAAGGAGAUAAAUAAUAUUCCAAGAAAAAAACAAGGUAAUAUGUUUUAUGAUGAAGAAAAUUUAAAAUGGAUUAAUUUAGAUGAAGAAGAUGAAAUAUUAGAUAUUCCUGAUUUAAUUGAACAAACAAAUUUACAAUUACAAUCUCCUAUAAGAGGGUUAAGUCAAUAUACUCAAAGAACAGCAUCUACUGUUAAUUUUCCACAACCAUCAAAUAAUAAUAAAAAAUCAUCAACAAUAAAUAUUAAUAAUGAUUAUAAAUUAAAUCAAAAAUUAAUUGAAAAAUUUGUUAAAGAAGAACAAAAAAUUGAUAGAAAAAUAAGUCAUUGGUUUAUUGAUUCAAAUGAAAUUAGAAAAGAUUAUUAUUGGGAAAUAAGGAAAAUGGUAAUGGAGGAAUGA